CUUCUGCACCCGCUCCCACCAGCCCUCCUCUAAGCCAAUAUGCGUGAGGCCAUCUCCAUCCACGUCGGUCAGGGCGGCAUCCAGGUGAGGACAUUCACACCUCCACACGCAUCACGGAGCAGACAGGCGGCCACACAGGGGGACAUGUACGUGCCAUGCGAAUGGCGAGAGCACCUGUGGGCGGCUUCUGGGCGGCAUGAGCGGCGUGGCGAUGACAUGUCGGCGCCAGGAGAUACCACUCGGCUAUCGACGGCCUCCCAGCGCCUUGGGAGGGUCAGAAUGGCCACGGUGAGGCAUUUCAGGCCAGCUGUGGGUCGGCACGGGGUCCAUUCAGCGGUCUGACGGUCGGGUGACGGCAUUGCCGGCUUCGAUGGACGACGCAGCAGGCGUGAUGUCUCCCGGCCCUCCACAGAGCAGCCACGAGAGCCGGGCACUCGGCAGUGCAUGAGAUGCGGCUCGGGGAUGGGCGUGUGCGGCCGUGCGUGUGCCAGUCUUGACCCAUCUCACAUCUGCCCCGUUCUCUCUCUCUGUGUGUGAUCUGUGUGGUGUAUGUAUGUCAGACUGGCAAUGCGUGCUGGGAGCUGUUUUGCCUGGAGCACGGCAUCCAGCCCGACGGCCAGAUGCCCUCGGACAAGACCAUCGGUGGCGGUGAUGAUGCCUUCAACACAUUCUUCUCCGAGACCGGCGCCGGCAAGCACGUACGCCGACCGACAACACCAACACAGCCACAGCCACAGCCACACACACGCCCCGACACACAUCACACCCUUGUCUGUCUGUCUGUCUGUCUGUCUGUCUGUGUGUGUGGGGGUUGAUCAGGUGCCCCGUUGCGUGUUUGUCGACCUGGAGCCGACAGUGGUAGAUGAGGUGAGGACAGGUACGUACCGCCAGCUGUUCCACCCCGAGCAGCUGAUCAGCGGCAAGGAGGACGCCGCCAACAACUUCGCCCGCGGCCACUACACCAUCGGCAAGGAGAUCGUCGACCUCGUACUCGACCGCAUCCGCAAACUCGCCGACAACUGCACAGGGCUCCAGGGGUAGGUACCUACCUAGGCACACACCUCACCCCCGCCCGACACACCAGACGCACACAACACGGCUGGGAUGCAUCCAUCUCUGUCUCUGUGUGUGGGGGGGUGGUUGUGGUGUGUUUGUGGUCAGUUUCCUGAUGUUCAACGCUGUGGGUGGCGGCACUGGGUCGGGUUUGGGCUGCCUGCUGCUGGAGCGUCUGUCGGUCGACUACGGCAAGAAGUCCAAGCUCAACUUCUGCAACUGGCCGUCCCCCCAGAUCUCGACUGCCGUGGUGGAGCCCUACAACAGUGUGCUCUCGACCCACUCCCUCCUCGAGCACACUGAUGUGGCCGUCAUGCUCGACAACGAGGCCAUCUACGAUAUCUGCCGCCGCAACCUCGAUAUCGAGAGACCCACAUACACCAACCUUAACAGACUCAUCUCGCAGGUCAGACGCCACGUCGCACAGAGGGAGAGAGAGAGAUGGAGGGAGAGAGAGGUAGUGAUGGUGUGGUGUGUGUGUUGUGUGAUGCAUGUCUGUUGAUCCUCAGGUGAUAUCAUCUUUGACGGCGUCUCUGCGUUUCGACGGUGCGCUGAACGUCGACGUGACUGAGUUCCAGACCAACCUGGUGCCCUACCCCCGUAUCCACUUCAUGCUCUCCUCAUACGCACCCAUCAUCUCCGUCCGUCUCCCUGCCAACACACACACACACACACACACACAAACACACAACACCCACCCGAUGUCCACACUGUGUGUGAUGUGAAUGGAUGUCCAGGCCGAGAAGGCGUACCACGAGCAGUUGUCAGUAGCUGAGAUCACCAACAGCGCGUUCGAGCCCGCCGGCAUGAUGACCAAGUGCGACCCCCGCCACGGCAAGUACAUGGCCUGCUGCCUUAUGUACAGGUAACGAACUAACGAACGACUCACACAUGACCCACCACCACCACACACAUGGCUGGCUGCACUCCUCUCUCUCUCUCUCUCUCUGUGUGUGUGUGUGUGUGUGAGAUAGAGGUGAUGUUGUGCCCAAAGACGUGAACGCUGCCGUGGCGACGAUCAAGACGAAGCGCACCAUUCAGUUCGUCGACUGGUGCCCCACCGGCUUCAAGUGCGGCAUCAACUACCAGCCACCCACUGUCGUCCCGGGCGGCGAUCUCGCAAAGGUAGGGAUCUAUCUGUCGGUCGACACACAGACGACUCUCCCACACGGCACGGCCAUGGUAGGUACAUUCAUUGUGUGCUAUGCUGUGUGUUGUCUGUCUGUCUAUGUAGGUGAUGCGUGCGGUGUGCAUGAUAGCCAACUCGACUGCGAUCGCCGAGGUCUUCUCGCGCCUCGACCACAAGUUCGACCUCAUGUACGCAAAGCGCGCCUUCGUCCACUGGUAACCAUCCAUCGCCACUCACCCACCCACUCCACCACACCACCCAUGUCGGAUGUCUCUCUCUCUCUCUCUGUGUGUGUGUGUGUGUUGGGUGUCUGUAGGUAUGUGGGUGAGGGUAUGGAGGAGGGUGAGUUCUCCGAGGCGCGUGAGGAUCUGGCGGCCCUCGAGAAGGACUACGAGGAGGUCGGCAUCGAAACCGCCGAGGGCGAGGGCGAGGAGGAGGGAUACGGAGAGGAGUACUAAACACCUUACCAUGACACACAAACACACAACACACAACACAGAUAUCGUUAGCAGACAGACAGACUUCGUUG
This is a messenger RNA of Vitrella brassicaformis, 2711 nucleotides long. NCBI's taxonomy places the organism in Eukaryota, Vitrellaceae. The record is from the annotation of a GenBank genome assembly.